Pteronotus mesoamericanus is the source of this 2371-nucleotide messenger RNA. It is a transcript of the gene DDIT4, whose product is annotated as DNA damage inducible transcript 4. Bases 191 to 886 code for a protein of 231 amino acids. The record is from RefSeq and is a predicted model, not a curated record. NCBI's taxonomy places the organism in Eukaryota, Metazoa, Chordata, Mammalia, Chiroptera, Mormoopidae. Gene Ontology annotation, molecular function: 14-3-3 protein binding. The transcript is spliced from 3 exons. Gene Ontology annotation, cellular component: cytoplasm. Gene Ontology annotation, biological process: apoptotic process; response to hypoxia; negative regulation of TOR signaling.
GCUGCAGGCCAAGGGGGAGGUGAGGGUGGUUGGAAGGGACAAGUCCGGGCUGAGCUCCGGGCUUGGCAGCAGUUCGCGCACCCAUUCAAGCGGUAAUAGUCCAAGCAGUUCUCCCUGACCGCGCUACCUGCGUCUUCUGCGCUCCCGCACCCUGAGCUUAUCUGCAGACGUCCUGGUGCCGGUCCUCAACAUGCCUAGCCUUUGGGAUCGCUUCUCGUCGUCCGCUUCCUCUUCGUCAUCGUCGCUGUCCCGAACCCCCACCCCGGAUCAGCCGUCGCGCUCAGCCUGGGGGUCGGCGGCCCGAGAAGAGGGUCUCGGCCGCUGCGCGAGCCUGGAGAGCUCGGACUGCGAGUCUCUGGACAGCAGCAACAGUGGCUUUGGGCCGGAGGACGACUCUGCGUAUCUCGACGGGGUGUCCCUGCCCGACUUCGAGCUGCUCAGCGACCCUGAGGACGAGCACCUGUGUGCCAACCUGAUGCAGCUGCUGCAGGAGAGCCUGGCCCAGGCACGACUGGGCUCUCGGCGCCCCGCGCGCCUGCUGAUGCCCGGCCAGUUGGUGAGCCAGGUGGGCAAAGAACUACUGCGCCUGGCCUACAGCGAGCCGUGUGGCCUGCGGGGGGCGCUGCUGGAUGUCUGCGUAGAACAGGGCAAGAGCUGCCACAGCGUAGGCCAGCUGGCCCUCGACCCCAGCCUGGUGCCCACCUUCCAGCUGACCCUCGUGCUGCGCCUGGACUCACGCCUCUGGCCUAAGAUCCAGGGGCUGUUUAGCUCCGCCAACUCUUCAUUCGUCCCUGGCUUCAGCCAGUCCCUGACGCUGAGCACUGGCUUCCGAGUCAUCAAGAAGAAGCUGUACAGCUCAGAACAACUGCUCAUUGAGGAGUGUUGAACUUGGGCCUGGGGGGGCCAACACUGCCCCCAUGGCAGACAACUGAACUUUUGGGGUGGACAUUGGCAGGCAGGAGCUGAGGGACUGAUGCCUGUCGUUAGAGAACUGACAACAGCCACUUGAGGGAAGGAAGGUGGAGGUGUGGUAGAAAGUGUUUUCUGGGAAGCUCACUGAGGUGUUUGUAGGUGGCUUCUCAUUGGGGGCACACGCUUGCCCCUCAGUACUGUAGCAUGAAACAAAGGUUUAGGGGCCAAUCAGGCUUCUGACUGGAUGUGUAUGUAGCAUGUACCUUAUUUUUAUUGUUACUGACAGUUAAGACAACAGUGGUGUGACAGCCAGGAGAGCAGCUGGGCUGCACUGGCAUGUGCAAGCGAUAUGUGCUCAUGGUAGCUGGCCCUGGUGGGAGGGGGGAGGUCACUAAGGUGUUUUAUGUAUCAUGGUCUGAAGGGGCCAAAUGUGUGUGUUCUUUGUUUUUGCAUCUUUUUUUUUUUUUUCUUUUUUGAUCGGAGCUUCACUACUGACUUGUUCUAGGCAGCUAUCUUACAGACGCAUGAAUGUAAGAGUAGGAAGGGGUGGGUGUUGGGAUCACUUCGGGGGAUCUUUGACACUUGAAGAAAAAGUACACCUGAGAGCUGCAUUCGGCCCAUCCCCUGCUGUGUACCGGGCAGUUUAUCUGUGAGGGGUGGGGCUGACUGGGAUGGGGGCUGGAACCCCUCCCCAGAGGAGUGCCAUCUGGGUCUUCCAUCUAGAACUGUUUACAUGAAGAUACUCGCUGUUCAUUAUAAUACACUUGAUGUUCAAGUAUUAAGACCUAUGCAAUAUUUUUUACUUUUCUAAUAAAAAAGUGUUUGUUAAAAGUUGGUUGAGGCUCUUAUUAGUGCUAACAAAUAAAAGGGAGUGGGAUGGGUGCUGUCAGAAGGUGGGUUUCAUCAGAUUCAGGUACGCCCGGGUGUUUCUCUGUCCUUUCCGGGGCUGCUUGCCAGCCUGGUAAUGGAGGUAUGUGAAUUGUGUGCCAUCUGUGCCAAGAACCCUGGAUCCCUGGCUUUGCUGGCUGAGGCUACCAGGAGAAAGCGCUGGAAGGUGAGAAGUGAGUCAGACCUCCCACAGAGCCAGAGUCUCGGGAGUCAGAGCUCACCUGGCUGCACCCUGGGUUAGGUGGCCCAGGUACACGGGCACUCUAAGCCCAAGAUCCUUACAGGUACUGAAAGGACUGCAUGCAAGACACUUUUCUUUCUGUGUGUGGGGGGGAGUUAUAUUUGUGCUGCAGUCAUGAAAAUUAAUUUUAUUUUUGGAUACAAAGAGGAUAGAGGGCAGGAACAUCAGUAAAUGGAUUUUGAAAAGGCUCUUUCCUUCCAGCCUCUUACUAGAGUAGGAAAGUAGGGCUAGGGCUCAGAGAGGGACGUGAUGGGCCACUGGCAGGUGUGGCCCAGGCAGGUGCAGAACACACAACACACACAAACACGCAUAUACAGGGAGUAUAGGGAG